CUAAGCCGGACUUUGCAAGCGACGUUUGUUGAGCGCUUGCACUCGCGAUAUACGCAUUUACAAUAUAGUGUACGUAUAGUUUUUACAUUUUGUGAGAUAUACGCAACACACAGUUGAUUGAUAUACUUGCAAAAAUGAGGCGUCUUUUACUUGUUGCAUCGCUUCUGUCGACUGCAAUUGCAAUCGAAUCCAAAAUCUUGCACGAAUGGAAGUACGUUGAUUUUGUCGCUAAGUUAUCUUCACAAGAAACGCAGAACGCGACAGAUUCCGACGAUUAUAACAAGACUUCGAUCAUUUUGUACGACGUGGACAUAGCAGAUGACGGAAGAAUGUUCGUCACUUCGAUAAGAAACGAGGGAGUACCAGCUAGUGUAAUGACAGUAACUGACCAAAUGGGAGAAGGAGGUCCACUUCUGAGUCCGUAUCCAGAUUGGUCUUGGUACAAGAAUAACGAAAAUACAACGGACUGUAACGGAAAAAUAAUUAUAAGUGUUUUUAGAGUGUUUAUUAAAUGCAAUCACAUUUUUGUUCUGGACUGUGGCAAAAUUGGAGAAGAAAAAGUUUGUCCCGCGCGAUUGUUAAUCUUUGAUUUAUACACUAAUUUACUGGUUAAGCUCGUUAUUAUCCCGGAUAACGUCGCCACGAACGAAAACGGAAUUGGUUUGUUAGUGACACCUGUUGUUUAUGCUCGGGAUUGUAUCGACAUAACAAAUAACGCAAUUGUAUACAUGGCUGAUACGGAAGGUCACGGUUUAGUGACUUGGAACGCACGUGAAUCAACAAUCCAUAGAACCGAAUCUAAUUAUAUGAAGCCUAACGCUUUAGACUCCACUUUCACUAUAGCAAACAAUUCUUUCUUUCUUGAUGACGGUAUUCUCGGUUUGACAUUAAUGAAGAAUGAUUUGUACUAUGCUGAUUUGGCGGGAACCAACAUGUAUAAGAUAAAUAGUACAUUGCUACAAGACUCUUUAAGUAGCAAUGAAACUGAUGCCUCAACUGUACACGCGGGUAUAUUACAAGGUCAAACAGGACCAAUAGCAUCCAAGGAGUGUGCCAUAUUUUUUAGUAAUAUACCGCAAACAUCGAUUUUGUGCGCAGAUAGUUCCAAACCCAUUAACUUUAAUAACACGGAGGUCGUUCUAGACAGUGAGGAAGAUUUGCAAUUUCCAAGCGGAUUAAAAGUGAUAACAAGAAGGUUUUUUGAUGGAAGUAACCAGUUAAUAGCACUAACAAAUAGAUAUCAAGUCAAUAACAAUGGUAUUUCCAAUCUAAAUGAGACAAACUUUCGUAUCAUAUCGAUAAACCUAGAUGAUGUAAAAAAAGAAACGAAUUGUUUUGCCUCAUGCGAUACCAUAAUUUUUUACGAAAGUGAUUUUUAUGAUAUAUCAUGGAACAUAGAUUUCAAAUGGUAAACUUGAAACGUACGUAUUUCAUCGCACGUAUUUUUAAAUAUCACUUAAUCAACUAUUAUUUAACGUAAUGAAAAAUAAUCUAAAAUAAAAAAGUUUGCUUUCAGAAAAUUGUUGUUAUACAGAUAAACAUAAUUAAUUUAUAUAUACAAAUAAGAAAGCAUUAAAAGUAUUACGCGUAUAACAUGGUUUA
This is a messenger RNA of Pseudomyrmex gracilis, 1602 nucleotides long. RefSeq names its product major royal jelly protein 3-like. The coding region runs from base 135 to 1412 and encodes 425 amino acids. The transcript has 6 exons. Lineage: Eukaryota; Metazoa; Arthropoda; Insecta; Hymenoptera; Formicidae. Gene Ontology annotation, cellular component: extracellular region. The record is from RefSeq and is a predicted model, not a curated record.